Molecule: messenger RNA, 867 nt
Organism: Cryphonectria parasitica EP155
Lineage: Eukaryota; Fungi; Ascomycota; Sordariomycetes; Diaporthales; Cryphonectriaceae
Product: family 1 carbohydrate esterase
Exons: 1
Coding region: 1-867 (288 amino acids)
Biological process (GO): formaldehyde catabolic process
Cellular component (GO): cytosol
Molecular function (GO): S-formylglutathione hydrolase activity
Source: RefSeq, a predicted model, not a curated record
AUGACGUUCGAGACCAAGGCCACCAUCGCCUCCUUCGGCGGAACCCUCCUCAAGCUCAGCCACCAGUCCAGCACGACGGGGACCCCAAUGAACCUCAACCUCUACCUCCCGCCCGCCGCCACCCGCGACGGAAAGAAAGUGCCCCUCCUCAUCUACCUCUCCGGCCUGACCUGCACGCCGGACAACUGCACCGAGAAGGGCUUCUUCCAGCACGCCGCCAGCAAGCACGGCCUCGCCGUCCUCUACCCAGACACCUCCCCUCGCGGCCUCGACCUCCCCGGCGAGCGCGACAGCUGGGACUUUGGCGAGGCCGCCUCCUUCUACCUCGACGCCACGCAGGCGCCCUUCGACGCCCACUACAAGAUGGAGUCGUACCUGACCCGCGAGCUGCCGGACCUCGUCUUCGCCGCCUACGCCGACCAGCUCGACCGCGACCGCGUCUCCAUCACCGGCCACUCCAUGGGCGGCCACGGCGCCCUGACCCUGUACCUCAAGUACCCGGCCGCCUACAAGUCCGUCUCCGCCUUUGCCCCCAUCGCCAACCCCGUCAACUGCCCCUGGGGCCAAAAGGCAUUUGCCGGCUACCUGGGCGACGCCGACAAGGACGCCUGGAAGAAACACGACGCCACCGAGCUGGUCAAGGGCUGGAAGAACGGCCCGCUUAAUAUGCUGGUCGACGUCGGCACCGGCGAUAAUUUUUACAAGCAGAAGCAGCUGCUGCCUGAGAACCUCGAGGCGGCCGUCAAGGAGGCCGGCCUGGAAGGGUUCACGCUCAGGUUCCAGGAGGGGUAUGACCACUCGUAUUUCUUCAUGGCCAGCUUUAGCGAUGACCAUGUUGCGCAUGCCGCCAAAUUCUUGGCCGUCUGA